This is a messenger RNA of Drosophila bipectinata, 4877 nucleotides long. It is a transcript of the gene Cph, whose product is annotated as BCL11 transcription factor chronophage. Gene Ontology annotation, biological process: regulation of transcription by RNA polymerase II. Gene Ontology annotation, cellular component: nucleus. Lineage: Eukaryota; Metazoa; Arthropoda; Insecta; Diptera; Drosophilidae. The record is from RefSeq and is a predicted model, not a curated record. Gene Ontology annotation, molecular function: RNA polymerase II cis-regulatory region sequence-specific DNA binding; DNA-binding transcription factor activity.
UUGCCACAAAAAAAAAAAAACAAAAGGAUAUACGAGAUAAGAAACACACAACAAAGUGCAAUUUUUUUUUUUCAAGUGUCGCGCAUAUAGUGUGUGCGAGAAAUAUAACCAAUUGGGAUUAUCAACCAUAAGCCUGGGGUGUCGGCAUCGGCAUCGGCAUCUGAAUCGGAAUCGGGAUUGGCACUCCGUACUCCGUACUCCAAUUGGAAAAUAUUUACUAAAGUCUAGUAGAAUACGAAAACCGCGUGCAAAUGUGACAACAACAACAACAACAACAACUGCCAAAUGAUAAGCAACAACAACAACAAAAACAACACUAAACAAACAACAACCAUUAUAAUAAAGCGCCAAAACAUCCAAUUAGAAAAGCAAAAGUGCUAAAAGGUUCCUACAAUAACAAAAAAAAUACCGAAAUAAUCACAAAAGUGUGUAAUAGUAGUGUGUUUUUUAUGAAACAAAAAAAAAAAUAACAUGUCUAUUUCAUGAAAACAUAAGAUGGCUAAGAUGGAAUGGCUAAGAGAGCGAAAAACCCCUCAAAAUGACAACAACAACAAAAACCAAACAGAAACUGUCUGAUUAGAAGAAGCAACCCUAUUUUUUUUUUCUCGAAACAAGUGCAAUAUCCUUAAACUAUCUUUAACCUGAAAAAAAAGAAUUUAAAAAAUACAAACUAAAAAAGACAAGCUUAGGCCUAAUAUACUAACUGUAGAUUUUCGUAAAAGGCUUUUGGUUGAGAAAGCUAACACUUUGUACCAAUUGGAGAGCCAUCGUACCGGCAGCAGCAGGACACCCAGGACAUUGCCCUUCGGUGGGGUAUUUGGUCCCGUGUCUGCGAAGUUUUCAAACACCUUCGGAAACUGGAAACAAAAAUGAGAAUUAAAAUGCCCGCGGUUCGAAUUGCACAAGAUUCCGACUCGACGGAGAACGAUGCCGUGGCCACGCAGGACAUCCUCACUUGUGGCGCCUGCCAGAAGGCGUUCGCCCUCUCCGACAUCGUCAAGUUCAUCCAGCACAAGGUCCUGCAGUGCAACAAGGAGAACUACGGCCAGUGCGCCACCCAGAACCCGCAAAUGGAUCGCGACGCCGAGGAGGGGCGUCCACUGAGCCUCGUCAAUCGCCGGCCCUCGAUUUCCGCUCCCAUUUCGGGACGCAAGUCCUCCUCCUCCUCGUCGUCCUCCUCCACAUCCUCCGCCGUUGCCGCGGCCUCGGCCACAGCGGGUCCUGCCGCAGCAGCAGCAGCAGCGGCGGCGGCGGCAGCAGCGGCCACGGCGGCCAGUGGUUCGAGGAUACACACACCACCACCCAGUCCGGCGGAUCUGUUGGCGGACGGAGCCAGUAGCACGCCCAAACGGCUGGUAGAUGAAAACGACAACACCACGCCCAAGGACAUUGAAACAGCCGCCACCACCCUGGACAAGGACACAGCCGCACCCGGCAGUCCACUGGCCAGCCAAAAGCCACGCCGGUCCUCCAGCCGCGACAGCAGUUGCGAACUGGACCGGGACCAGGACGCCGACCAGCCCGCCAAGGUCAAGGAGGAGCCGUUCGAGGACGAAACCACCGCCCCCCAGAAUCGCGACGAGGAUGAGGACGAACGCGAUGUGGAUGAGGAGGAGCCGGAACAGUCGCUGGCCAAGCGGCCAAAAAUGGAACUGGUCGAUGCCGAGGCCAAUACAGUCCACACAGAACCCAGCAACUACACCUGCUCCACGUGCAAGACCCGCUACACCUCCGCCUGGCGGCUCAUCCAGCACGUCCAGCACUCGCACGGCGUCAAGAUCUACGUGGAGAGCCCGGGAGUUAUCGGGGGCGCCACCCUCACCGUGGCCACACCCGCCGCCCUCAACAACAGCGCCCUGGCCCUGGCAGCGGCCGCAGCGGCAGCCUCCUCGGCGUCAUCCGGCAGCGCCAGCUCUCCGCCCCCGACGACGAUCAGCCCCAGUCCGGCCGGCAAGCGCAGCAGCCCUCUGGCCGCCAACCUGUCCGCCAGCUCGGUCUGCUCCUCCUCCAACUCCCUGGUGAACAGCAGCAACUCCAGCCUGGGCUCCCCGCAGCAGCAGCAGCACCAGCAGCAGCAGCAGCAGAUGCAGUUGCAACAGCAGCAGCAACAGCAACAGCAGCGAGUGCAGCAGCAGCAGCGUGAGAGUCUGGCCACCGCCAUGGCGGCUGGGAUGCGGCAUCAUCCGCUCCUGCCGCCACCGGAGGCCAUGCACCCGAAUCCCUUCCAGUUGCUGAGAAUGCCGCUGCCGCCGGCCCUGGCCCAGGCCGGAAACGUAGUUCCUACAGUCGGCCCACUGUUCGGACGGCCCGGGGACCACUACCGCAUGGAGCAGCUGGUCAGCGAGCAGUUCCGCCACCACGGCUUCAACCUUGCAGCAGCAGCGGCGGCAGCCCAGGCGGCCCAGUUCAACGGCCAGGAUGGCCGACCACCAUCCUCCAGCAGCAGCGGCAGCCAGCGCGGAUCCGUCCCACCGGCAGCCCUGCCCCCACCGUCGCUCAGCUCCCAGCAGCAGCAGCAGGCCCAGCAACAGCAGCAGCAACAACAACAACAGCAACAACAACAGUCCCAGCAGCAGCAACAACAACAGUCCCAGCAGCAGCAACAGCAGCAGCAGUCGCAGCAGCAGCAGCAGGGGCAGGGGAAUGCCAACAACCCGUUGAAACUGGAACCGCAGCAGAUGGAUUUUUACUCGCAGCGAUUGCGUCAGCUUGCGGGCACAACAAGCCCUGGAGCUGGCAGCACUGUUAACUCGAGCUCGCCGAGUCCUCGACAGAAACAAUCGCCGCACUUUGCGAGCCCAUCCCCCUCCCAGCAGCAGCAGCAGCAGCAGCACCUCGGAGGACAGCAGCAAGGUCAGCAGCAGGCUCCCCUCCAAAGACCCCACUCGCUGACCCCGCCCGAGAAGCUGAGCAGCGAGAACUCGGCGGAGAACGGCAACCUGGGCCUAAUCCUGGCCAGCACUCCGCGGUCGGCCAGCACGCCGCCCUCGAAGACGGGAGAGAUCAGCAGCUCGCAGGACAACUGCUUCGCCUGCGGCUACUGCGACAAGAAGUUCCGGUUCGAGAACAACCUGAUCAUCCACCAGAGGACCCACACCGGGGAGAAGCCCUACAAGUGCACCGCCUGCGACUUCGAGUGCUCCCACAUCCAGAAGCUGAUGAAGCACAUGCGCGUCCACCGCUCCCCGCCCGCGGAGGACAACCAGGACGAGGGCAGCAACGCCGACUCGCUGGAGACGAACGAGGCGGAUCACGACGAGGAUCCCAAUCCGGAGGACUCCGAGGAUGAGCUUAACGAUGCCGACGGUGAUGGGGAUCUUGAUGGCGAGGAGGAGGACGACCUCGACGAGAUGGAGGAGUGCGAGGACAUGGACUACAAGGCCGAGGAUCUCUCGGUGAGCAACCGUCUGGACGGCAAGAGCCAGAGUCCCAAGACCACCAGUUCCGGAGCCACCUCGCUCGUCGGGGAGCUGAUGGACAAGUUCGGCCUCUCCAACAUCGCCCAGUACAGCGAGGCCUACAAGCAGGCGCUCCAGGAGUCCGGACGCAAGGAGGCCGCUGCCGCAGCCGCCGCCGCAGCAGCCGCCGCCGUUGACAACAAUAACCGUGUGCCCGGCAGCGGUGCUGGCGGUGCGCCGGGUGCCGACAAGCUCAACGGCCUGCCGGUGGCCGCUCUGCGACUCCGGGACGAGUUCGCCAAGAACUGCAACAUGUUCCAGCAGCCGCAGGACGGCGGCGCCCCCACCCAGGUGCCCCUCUUCAACCCCUUCCCGAACCCCUUCGAGCUGAGCAAGCGCAUCAAGAUGGACGGCGGCGACUGGUGGGGCAUGUCCCAGGCCCUGCACCGCAACGAGGCGCUCUUCGAGAACCUGAAGCUGAAGCCACUGGGCCUCGGCGGCGCCAACUCGCUGAUCCAAGGGCCUCUGCUGAAGAAGGAGAGCCGGCAGCGCAACGACACGUGCGAGUUCUGCGGCAAGGUGUUCAAGAACUGCUCCAACCUGACCGUGCACCGGCGCAGCCACACCGGCGAGAAGCCGUACAAGUGCGAGCUCUGCUCCUACGCCUGCGCCCAGAGCUCCAAGCUGACCCGGCACAUGAAGACCCACGGCCGGACCGGCAAGGACGUCUACCGCUGCCGCUUCUGCGACAUGCCCUUCAGCGUCCCCUCCACCCUCGAGAAGCAUAUGCGCAAGUGCGUCGUCAACCAGGGCAAGGCGGCUGCGGCCGCCAAUGCCGUGGCAGCUGCCCAGGCGGCCCAGGCGGCCGCCCAGCAACUCCAGGCGGCGGCAGCCGUCCAGGCCGCCCAGCAGCAACAGCAGCAGCAGGCCCAGGGUCAGGUACCCCAGCCGGGACAGGGCCAGGGCCAGCAACUGUCACCCCUCGGGGUCGUCGGCUAUGCCCCCGCCUUCGUCGGUGGACACAACAUCUCACUGCCGGGCAGUGUGAGUGGCGACAACGACUCGAAUGCCUCUUCCAGCCUAACCGGCGUCCAUCCCAUCUCCCUCAAGGAGGAGGCAUGACUUUUUAUGGCGCCACCCAUGCAGCAGCAGCACCACCACCACUACCAUCCCCAGUCGCUGCCACCUCAGCCCGGUCAGCCCGAGCAGGGGUCACGGCAGGGUCCGGGUCAGGGUCAGGGUCAGGGGCCGGGCCAGGGGCCAGGCAGUCGCAGUCGCAUUAUGUCGCGCAUCUUCUAAAGAUGACACAAUUGUAAAUAAGCUUUUUAAAAAAAAGUAUCCUCUGACUAAAUCCAGACAAAAAAAAAAAACAACAACAACAACAACGUCCCCCGAUCCCUCAGAUAAAAAAACGAAAAAAAAAAAACUUCCAGGCGACAAAAACGACCAGAGGCAUUUAAUACCAAAGCAAUAAACAUU